Messenger RNA from Nerophis ophidion (straightnose pipefish), 4956 nucleotides. It is a transcript of the gene srcin1a, whose product is annotated as SRC kinase signaling inhibitor 1a. The record is from RefSeq and is a predicted model, not a curated record. Gene Ontology annotation, cellular component: actin cytoskeleton; cytoplasm; postsynaptic density. Lineage: Eukaryota; Metazoa; Chordata; Actinopteri; Syngnathiformes; Syngnathidae. Gene Ontology annotation, biological process: regulation of dendritic spine morphogenesis.
AUGGUGAAGUGUUCUCUCGUGGAGUGCAGCGAGGAUGGAACACAGCGUGAGGCACAUGCCAGGGCCUGUUAUCCCAAACAAGACCCUGAGCGAGGUGGCACUCACAUGAUCUCCACGGAUGACCUGGAGUACCCGCGGGAGUACCGGACGCUCGGCAACAGCGGCCGGCGCUUCUCCAACGUGGGCCUGGUGCACACCUCGGAGCACCGGCACACGGUGACGGCGGCCCAGAGCCUGGAGGCCCUCACCAACCUGCACAAGGCCGACAUGGAGCGUAAGCGGGACGCCUUCAUGGACCACCUGAAGAGCAAGUACCAGCAGCAGCAGCAACAGCAGCAGCAUCAGCAGCAGCUGCAGCAUCAGCACCACAACCCGCCCUCGCCCUCGCCGUCGCACGGCAGCAUGAGAGGGAGCUCGGAAAGGGCUGCGAGAGAACAGCAACAACCCAACUACUGGAGCUUUAAGAGCCGCAGCCCUCGCCAUUCCCAGUCCACCCAGUCUGGCCUCGCCGACCAGGCCACCAAGCUCUCCUACGCCUCCGCCGAAUCCCUGGAGACCAUGUCCGAGGCCGACGUGCCCAUCGGCUUCAACCGGAUGAACCGGUUCCGCCAGAGCCUGCCGCUGUCGCGCUCCGCCAGCCAGAAUAAGCUACGAUCUCCAGGCGUGCUGUUCCUGCAGUACGGCGACGAGACGCGCCGCGUGCACAUCACCCACGAGCUGAGCAGCCUGGACACGCUGCACGCCCUCAUCGUGCACAUGUUCCCCCAGAAGCUGACGGCGGGCAUGCUCAAGUCGCCCAACACGGCCAUCCUGAUCAAGGACGAGGCGCGCAACGUCUUCUACGAGCUGGAGGACGUGCGCGACAUCCAGGACCGCAGCGUGAUCAAGAUCUACCGCAAGGAGCCCAUCUACGCCUCCUACCCGGCCGCCGCGCAUCUGGCCAACGGCGACCUGCGGAGAGAGAUGGUGUACUCGUCCCGCGACUCCUCCCCGACGCGCCGCCUCAACACGCUCCCCUCCUCCUCUUCCGGCUCGCCGUCCCGCUCCCGCCUCUCCUACGGCGGGGGCCGCCCUCCGUCCUUCGCCGGGCCCCACGAGCAGGCUCGCCACCCCCCACCACCCGUCGGUGGCCACGCGGGCCUCUCGCCCUCGCCCAGCGCCAUCCUGGAGCGCCGCGACGUCAAGCCGGACGAGGAGGUCUCGGCCAAGAACUUGGCGCUGAUGAAGAACGAGUCUCUGUACGCCGACCCCUACAGCCUGAUGCACGAGGGCCGCCUCAGCAUCGCCUCCACGCAGUCGCUGGCCGCCAUCGGCGACCCGUUCAGCUUCCCCGUGUCGGCGGGGCUGUAUCGCCGCGGCUCCGUGCGCUCCCUCAGCACCUAUUCCGCGGCCGCCCUGCAGGGGGAGCUGGACGACUCCCUCUACAAGCCCGGGGGGCCCCUGUACUCCGACUCCUACUCGGCCACCUUGGGCAUGGGCUUCCGCAUGCCGCCCUCGUCCCCGCAAAAGAUCCCGGACAUCCACCUGCGGGACAGGGACUCGUACUCCGGCUCACCCAGCAGGGCCUCGCCCGUCAGGCAGAGCUUCCGCAAAGACUCGGCCUCCUCCUCCGUGUUCAUGGACAGCCCCAAGUCCAGACCUAAUUCCGGCUCUGAGCCUCUGUGCCUGACCGCUGGACCCGGGGAGGGCGGCAGGGCCACGCCAGGGUUUGGUUCUUCUCUGUCUGGACCGGACUCUGAUGCCAGCAGGGAUCAUCGUCUGGAGCGCAUGGAGGCCAUGGAGAAGCAGAUCGCCAGCCUGACCGGUCUGGUCCAAAGCGUGCUGACCAGAGCGCCGGACAGUGACAGCACAUGCGGCCUGCUGCGUCUCUGCAUGAUGGCGGGCUGCCCCCCGGACCAGGGAGCCGACUUCUCACGGACAUUACCUUUCUCUUCCAGCGACAAGACCGACACCAACAGCGACGGCUCCGCCACCGGAACAGGACGGCUAAAGAAGAAAGCUCACACUCCGUCGGCGCCGCUGGCCCUGAUGCCGCCGCCGCCGUCCAACUCCACGCCGCUGAACAACGUCAGCCGCCUGCAGAUGCAGCUCCACCUGCACGGCCUGCAGCAGAACGCCAACGACCUGCGCAAGCAGCUCAGCCAGCUGCGUAAGACCCAGCUGGAGAACCAAGACUCCAUGCGCACGAUGCUCAAGCGGACCGAGGCGGAGUUGAACGUGCGCGUGGCCGACGCCCUCAGGAAGCAGGAGGAUCCUUUGCAGAGACAGCGCCUCCUAGUGGAGGAGGAGAGGCUCAAGUACCUCAACGAGGAGGAGCUCAUCAUCCAGCAGCUACACGACCUGGAAAAGUCGGUGGAGGAGAUCCAGAAGGAGUCGGCUGUCAACCGCAAGCUGGUGAGCGUGCAGGAGCUGGAGGAGAAGAGCGCCGUCCUCCGAAAGCUGGGAGAGACGCUCACCGAGCUCAAGAAUCAGUUCCCCAGCCUGCAGAGCAAGAUGAGGGUGGUGCUGAGGGUGGAGGUGGAAGCCGUCAAGUUCCUGAAGGAGGAGCCGCACCGGCUGGACGCCCUGCUGAAACGCUGCAAGACCAUAACGGACACCCUCAGCACCAUGCGGAAGCAAGCCAACGAGGGGGUGUGGAAGAAGCACGAGGACUUCUCUAAUCCGUCAUCCAAGCACAACGAGGACCUGAGAAAGUUCUCGGACUUUGACCUGCAGAGCGGCUCGCCGCUGAGCAUCAACGACCUGGGCGGGGGGAACAGCCUGUCCAACUGGAGCCCCCACACCAGCCUCAACCGGCGCCCUCACAAGGACAAUCACCCGCCCGUUCCUCACAAGGGCAAAGCCCUGGAGGAGCUGGAGCGCCGCACCGCCGCUGAUAAGGCUCUAUCCGUGGAGGUCCGCCUGGCGGCCGAGCGGGACUGGGAGGAGAAGCGGGCCAGUUUGACCCAGUACAGCGCUCAGGACAUCAACCGGCUGCUGGAGGAGACCCAGGCCGAGCUCAUGAAGGCCAUUCCCGACUUGGACUUUGCCGCUAAGCAGAUCAAGACCUCUUCUAACGCGCCCUCGUCCCAGAACCCGCAGACCGCUCAGAGCGGGGCAGCGACCCCCGAGCACCGCGCCAACAAGCCCCAGCAGAAGAAAGAAGCGGGGACCAGGCUCGGCUCUGACGAGCUGACGGUGCCUCGCUACCGCACGGAAAAACCCUCCAAGUCUCCUCCGCCGCCGCCGCCCAGACGCAGCUUCCCAUCGUCUCCAGGCCUGACCACCCGCAGUGGGGAGACCCUGGUUCCGGGGAAAAGUGUCAAGAAGUCCGAUUCUGAAGAGGCGGAGAGCCAGAAGCCUCACAUGAAACUGAGGAGGACCGUGUCGGAAAAUCCUCGUCCCGCAUCCACACCUCCCACGCUGUCCGGGGACAAGGUGGACGGCGAGCAGGAGAGAACCUCUGGCCAGUUGGAGGGCAGACCUUUGUGUUCUGGUGUCAUUUUGACUAACUGUUCGCCCCCUGAGGAUCCUGUCAGAGAUUUGUCCCCCUGUCCUGUAAAAACAAAGCCUUCGCCGCUCAGCACCGCUCAGCGAGAGUUAAGGAUGCAACAUUCCUUCUCCUCCGAGGAAGAAGAGAAACAGGAAGUGACUCUGCUCCUCACAGAGCUGGAGAUGAGGGCGCUCUCUCCUUUAGAAGCACAGGAGCUCAGCGGCGCCAUGGGAGUCAUUUUGCAGAGCCGGACUAUCUCCGCCGGUGCGGAGCUCUCAGACGUCCACUUGAGCGAGCGGCCUCUGCUGCUGCUCUUUAGGGAGGAGACCACGAUCAAGGACGCCUACAAGCUGCUGCUUGGCCUCCUGGAGUCCUCUCAUCCCCAGCCGAAACCCAGGAGAACGUCCUCCGUGGCUCGCCCGAGCCAGCGGAGCUCCCUGGUGACCGCUCUGAGGAGAGGGGUGGAGACCGGGGAAGUGGUUCUCCGACUUCAACACGGCGCCGGCGCCGAGGGUCCACCGGAUUCUAGCUCGGCUCAAUCGGGAGAGAAUGUCCGCCGCAGCACCUACAAGAGGCUGGACAGCUUGGAGGAGACCAUUCGCCAGUUGGAGAACACCCUGAUCGAGAUCAGCGGCGGUUCCGGUGCAGAGGAGCUCCCACCCGAACCCGCCAGGAGGAAGCCGGCGGUUCCGCCCAAGCCGACAUCGAGCCAGGUUCAUUUCUCCUUUCAGCAGCAACACUCUGCCUGCCCGCUGUCAGCGGAGAGUGUGGCGUGCGACUCUCGGGCCUUUUUUAACGGCGAGGCGGGCACGGGUCCCGCCGAGAAUCUCAUGCACGACGUGGGAGGAAAUGGCCUGGCCCCCGGCAAGGUCCCGCCCCCCACGGCCACCAAGCUGAAGCACCUGCAGCACAACAGCAUGGACAAAUACAAGAGCGGCAAGAGGGAGGACUUCCUGAAGAGCCAAGGCCAGCAUCAGCAGGGGACCGCACCCAACCAACUUUUUAGGACUAUUUUUCCCCUCCCUUCCACCCCCGACCCCCGACCUCAUCAUGUGUCCUGCUCUGACCUGAAGGCCUCGGGAGGCGUCAGCGUCGAGCCGUACUUCUCCGGGAUCAAAACGGGCCUCCCCGGCCGCCCCAGGAAGGCGGACGGCACGGGGCCGUCCCUGAGGGCGUCCCCCGGCCAGGCCAAGGCGCUGCUGGCCAGCCUGUCCGCCGCCGGCCUGAGCGCCGAGGCCCUGCUGCUGUCCUCCGCCCUGCGCCAGCACCGCCUCCUCCGCGAGCAGCAGCAGCGAGCCUCCUCCCUGCCGCCCCCCAGCAGCCGCUCGCCCUCGCCCGCCUCCUCGUCCUCCCAGACGCCCACCGCCACCCUCUCCUCAUCUUCCUCGCCCACCACGCCCAUCUUGUCCCCCUGCUCGCCCACCUUCGCCAAGGCCAACGGCCCAAUUCUGGAGGGCCUCAGCGGCUGCAAGAAUGGACGAUGA